UCUCAUUUUGAAUUGCCACAACUUCCGUUUCAUUCAAUCAAUGCGACCUACACUUCUCUCACUGCCUUCCUCCUUGAACCCUACAAUGGCGUCCAGAUCGAGCUCGCUGAUGUGGUUCAGGAAGGGGCUCCGCCUGCACGACAACCCUGCGCUCGAGCACGCUGCCAAGGGGUCGGAUUUUCUGUACCCGGUGUUUGUGAUCGACCCGCACUAUAUGGAGCCGGAUCGGAAUGCGUUCUCGCCUGGUUCCAAGCGCGCUGGUUUGAAUCGGAUUCGGUUCCUGCUCGAGAGUCUGGUGGAUCUCGACUUGAAUCUCCGGAAGUUGGGCUCGCGGUUGCUGGUGCUUGAGGGUGAGCCUAGCGAGGUUUUGAUUCGCUGCUUGAAAGAGUGGAGCAUAAAGAAGCUAUGCUUUGAAUUUGAUACGGAGCCAUAUUAUCAGGCUUUGGAUGAUAGAGUAAAGAAAUAUGCUACAGCUGCUGGUGUUGAACUUUUCUCACCUGUGAGCCACACACUCUUCAAUCCUACUGAAAUUAUACAAAAGAAUGGUGGCACACCACCUCUGAGCUAUCAAUCUUUCGUCAAACUUGCUGGGGAACCAUCUUGGGCUUCAUCUCCCAUUUCAACUGAUCCUAUCAGGCUUCCUCCUGUUGGAAGUGUUGUGAAUUGUGCAAUCUCUGAAGUUCCAUCAGUCAAGGAACUCGGAUACGAGGAUUCAAAAGAGGACGAGACUCCCUUCAAAGGUGGUGAAUCAGAAGCAUUGCGAAGAUUAAGAAAAUCAAUUUCAGACAAGGAAUGGGUGGCCAAGUUCGAAAAACCAAAGGGAGAUCCAUCGUCAUUUCUCAAACCAUCAACUACUGUUUUAUCGCCUUACUUAAAAUUCGGUUGUCUCUCUUCCAGAUAUUUCUACCAAUGUCUUCAAGAGGUCCAGAGAAGUGUGAAAAAGCACACAUCUCCACCAGUUUCCCUUCUUGGGCAGUUGUUAUGGCGAGAUUUCUUCUACACGGCUGCUUUUGGCAUGCCUAAUUUUGAUCAAAUGAAGAACAAUAGGAUUUGCAAACAGAUACCAUGGAAAACUGAUGAAGAACUCCUGGAAGCUUGGAGAGAUGCUAGGACAGGAUUUCCAUGGAUUGAUGCCAUAAUGGUUCAGCUUCGGAAGUGGGGAUGGAUGCACCAUCUUGCUCGACACUGCGUUGCUUGUUUUCUAACUCGAGGAGAUCUGCUCAUACAUUGGGAGAAAGGACGCGAUGUUUUUGAGAGACUUCUUAUUGAUUCUGAUUGGUCACUCAACAAUGCUAACUGGUUGUGGUUAUCAUGCUCAUCUUUCUUCUACCAGUAUAACCGAAUCUAUUCUCCAAUCAAUUAUGGCAAGAAAUAUGACCCAAAUGGCAACUAUAUUAGGCACUUCCUCCCUGUACUAAAAGACAUGCCUAAGGAGUACAUUUAUGAGCCAUGGACAGCUCCUCCCGGCAUACAAUUGAAAGCCAAAUGUAUAAUUGGAAAAGAUUAUCCCAAGCCAGUCGUGUCUCAUGAUCUUGCAAGCAAAGAAUGCAAGCGGAUAUUGCACGAAGCGUACGAGCUGAACCGAAGGCUGAAUGGCCAGGUAAGUGAUGAAGACCUGCAAAGUUUGAGGCAAAAACUGGAGGAUGAUAAGAAAGCAGAGCCAAAAUCCAAGAGACUGAAACAAACUACCCUUGCGUGAGUGAUCUUCCUUGCUCUUAAACUACUACAGGUACAAUAUAUUGCUUUCGUUUAUAUAUUAUUGUAAUUGUUGUUAUCAUCUCAAUUUCACAAUAUAGUAAAUUAGAAUGGUAAGACCAUAAUUCGAAGAAGUUGAUGGAUUUUUAUUUAUUUA
Messenger RNA from Andrographis paniculata, 1852 nucleotides. RefSeq names its product (6-4)DNA photolyase. The record is from RefSeq and is a predicted model, not a curated record. Gene Ontology annotation, cellular component: nucleus; cytoplasm. Lineage: Eukaryota; Viridiplantae; Streptophyta; Magnoliopsida; Lamiales; Acanthaceae. The transcript has 14 exons. Gene Ontology annotation, biological process: circadian regulation of gene expression; entrainment of circadian clock by photoperiod. Bases 41 to 1699 code for a protein of 552 amino acids. Gene Ontology annotation, molecular function: FAD binding; DNA binding.